AUGUCGUGGCGUGAAGCUUUAAAAAAGCCGAUAGCUAAACCAACUGCACCAAAACCAAAAUUUGAUGCAAAAGAUGAUGAUUGGGAAACAGAUAUUAAUUAUGAAAAUCAAACAGAUGAAAAAGCACAACGUUAUGGUUCAACAAGUGUACCUGGAUCUGGUCGAAUUGAUCAUGUAGAUUUUAAAUCUAUUCAAGAAAAAGUUAAAACAGCUGAUAGUACCGUAAAAGAAAUUUAUCAAGGUACAAAUCCUAAUCGUGGUUAUGGAGGAAAAUAUGGAACUGAUAAAGUGAUGGACAAAUCUGCAGUAGAUUUUUCAUAUAGAACUGAUCUUAACAAACAUUCCUCACAAACAGAUGGUAAAAAAGGCUUUGGUGGUGCAUAUGGAGUUGAUGAACGUCCAAAAGAUAAAUCUGCUGUUGGUUUCGAUUAUCAAGCACAAGUUGAAAAACAUCCAUCACAAACAGAUUUUUCAAAAGGUUUCGGUGGUAAAUAUGGUACUGACCCAAACGCACAGGAUAAAUCGGCAGUAGGUUUUGCUCAUAAAGAAGCAGUACCAAAACAUUCCUCACAAAAAGAUUAUAACGUUGGGUUCGGUGGUAAAUAUGGUAUUCAAAAAGAAGAACCUAGUCGAUUGACUACUUCAGCAACACCACCAAGUGAACGAAAAGUUGAGGAGAAACCUGCACCACCUGUUGGUAGUAGUAUAGGCGUGGGUAAUAUUCGAGCAAGAUUUGAAAAUAUGAAAAAAGAACAAGAAGAAGAAGCUGCAAAACGUGUUACUGAAGAAAGAAAUAAACGAGCUGUUAACGAACAACAACCAACUAGUAAUGGUAAUAGUAAUGGUCACAGCAAAAUCAAUCAUUCAGAAAUACCACCAGCACCACAGCAGCCAUCAGUUCGAGAAGCAUCACCACCACCGUCGACUCAUCGAUCUGAAACUCCACCACCAGCACUACCACAAAUCUCUGCUCCAACUGUAUAUGAAAAUAUGGCUCACAAAUAUGAACCACAACAAUCAAUACCCAAAUAUGAACCACAACAACCAAUACCCGAUUACGAGAAAACAGAAGAACCUAUUAAAUUUAUUGGUAAUGUUAAUGUAGCAUCAUUAUUACGACAACGAAAAACUUCAUCACCAACACAUGAAGAUGAUGAUGAUGAUUGGGCUGAAGAUCACCCAUCAUAUAAUCAACCACAAUCGCCAACAUCAGUUGUUCCAUCAGAACAACCAUCAAAUAAUAAUAAUCAUAACGAAGGCAUUAAAUGUGUAGCUCGUUAUAGUUAUCAAAAAACGGAAGAAGAUGAAUUAGGUUUCGAAGAAAAUGAAAUUAUUACAAAUAUUCAAAAGAUGCAUGAGGAAUGGUGGUUUGGUAAAAUCGGACAGAGAUCAGGCUUAUUUCCAUCCAACUAUGUUGAAGAAAUAUAG
Molecule: messenger RNA, 1428 nt
Organism: Adineta steineri
Lineage: Eukaryota; Metazoa; Rotifera; Eurotatoria; Adinetida; Adinetidae
Source: the annotation of a GenBank genome assembly